This is a messenger RNA of Papaver somniferum (opium poppy), 596 nucleotides long. RefSeq names its product reactive oxygen species modulator 1-like. The coding region runs from base 124 to 348 and encodes 74 amino acids. The transcript has 3 exons. Gene Ontology annotation, biological process: protein insertion into mitochondrial inner membrane; protein import into mitochondrial matrix. NCBI's taxonomy places the organism in Eukaryota, Viridiplantae, Streptophyta, Magnoliopsida, Ranunculales, Papaveraceae. Gene Ontology annotation, cellular component: TIM23 mitochondrial import inner membrane translocase complex. The record is from RefSeq and is a predicted model, not a curated record.
CAAGGAAAAGAUCGUAGCUAUCACACUGUAUAUAAUUUUUCUCUUUUUAAAAGAAAAGAAAAUAAAAAAAAAACGCCUAACAGCAGAAUCAGAUUUGAGAAACCAGAGAAGAGAAAAGAAGAAAUGGCGAGAGAUGGUUGCCUAACUCGUGUUGCAACUGGUGUUGCUGUCGGUGGCGCUGUCGGUGGCGCUGUUGGAGCUGUUUAUGGAACUUAUGAAGCUAUAAGAUACAAGGUGCCUGGACUAUUGAAGAUUAGGUACAUUGGGCAAACAACACUGGGGAGUGCAGCUAUUUUCGGGUUGUUCUUAGGAGCUGGGAGCUUAAUACACUGCGGCAAAUCCUACUGAAGGCACACCCUUAUUUUGUUGUUAAAUUAUAUGUCGAAAUAAGUUUUACUUUAUUAAAGAGAGAAUGGUAGCAGUGUCAGAAGAAUCAUUUCCUACUGCCAGAUUUCGUAAUAUUAGCAGUAAAAUGUAUGAGAACAUUUUUGUUCCUGUUCAACUGUGCCUUUUUAUUGUUCUUCCUUCAAAGUAAGAAUUAAUUUUCUGGUGUAACUUGGUCAGUCAGUUGUAUUUUCAUGGAUGCACCUCCUCUA